UCGUCCCAUUCCCACCACACUCUUCUUAAUCCUCUUCUCUUCAUAAACUUCUCCUUACUUUCCCAUAUAAUUCCUUUUUCUCAAAACAAUCUUUGAUAAAUCUUAUAUAUCAUUUGUAAUUUGUUUGGUUUUCGUUUUUAAUUAGUUAAUGGGUUCGAAACCACGGAAAAAGCAAGUAUGGUGUCCGCAGCCAUUGACGCCAUUGAUGGAAGGUCCUGACCCGGAAAUGCAAGAAGAAGGGAGCAAGAAAGAAAGUUCUUGGGAAGUCAUUAGGGAAUGGUUUAGGGCUCAAAAGGGUUUCCAAGGAAGUAGCAAUAUUAAUUCUGUCUCAUCAUCAUCAUCAUCAACAUCAUCAUCAACAUCAUCAUCAUACGGUUGCAAUAUUCCGGCCAAAAGACAAGAUUUAAGGUUGUUGCUUGGUGUCUUAGGUUGCCCUCUUGCGCCAAUCCCACAAGUCAAUCACCCUAUUGAUCAUCAUCACCUCCUCCAUCUCAAGGACAUCCCAUUUGAAACAUCCAUUGCGCAUUACAUUAUACAACAAUACUUGGCAGCGACGGGGUGCUUAAAGCAACAAAAAUGCAACAAGAACAUGUACGCGAGUGGGAUAGUGAAGAUGAUAUGCUGCGAAACGGAGGUGUCCACAGGCAGAAAUGUGAAGAGUUUGGGAACGAGGAGUGGUGAAAGUGGGUGCUUUGUGCUGUGGCAAAUGACACCCGGAAUGUGGUCUUUGGAAUUGGUGGUCGGAGGAAAUAAGGUUGUCGCCGGCAGCGACGGGAAGACCGUUUGGAGGCAUACCCCUUGGCUCGGCACCCACCCGGCCAAGGGCCCCCAACGCCCUCUUCGCCGCUUAAUACAGGGCCUGGAUCCAAAGAGCACAGCGAGCUUAUUUGCAAAAGCACAAUGCCUAGGGGAAAAGCGAAUCGGAGACGACAACUGCUUCGUGCUGAAGGUGUCGGCGGAUCGCGCCGCCGUGAUGGAGAGAAGCGAGGGCCACACAGAGGUUAUAAGGCACGCAUUGUAUGGCUACUUUUGCCAAAAGAGUGGCCUCCUCAUAUACCUUGAGGACUCCCACUUGACUAGGGUUGAGUCACCGGACAACGAUACAACGGCCGAUACCGUCUAUUGGGAGACGACGAUAGGCAGCAGCAUCGGCGACUACAGGGACGUUGACGGAGUCCUCAUCGCCCACCAAGGCCGCUCCAUCGCCACAAUCUUCCGCUGCAGCGAGCUCUCCAUGCAAUACACGAGGACGAGGAUGGAAGAGCUUUGGAGCAUUGACGACGUCGUUUUCAACGUCCCCGGGCUCUCCGUCGACUCCUUUCUCCCUCCAGCUGACAUACUUGACGGCGUACAUUGACUAGUAAUUCACAAUAAGUUGAUCACCUUAAGGAUGAUUAUGACUUCCCAAGUUUUUUUACUUUUUUAAGUUUG
Molecule: messenger RNA, 1431 nt
Organism: Morus notabilis
Lineage: Eukaryota; Viridiplantae; Streptophyta; Magnoliopsida; Rosales; Moraceae
Exons: 3
Coding region: 149-1357 (402 amino acids)
Source: RefSeq, a predicted model, not a curated record